GCCCGGUGCCGGUUCCUGUGCCCGUUCCACUUCACGUCCCUGUGUUCCCUCGUAGGCCCGCUGCCCGCGGCGCGUCCCCGGCACGAUGUCUCGAAGAUAUGACUCCAGAACUACCAUAUUUUCUCCUGAAGGUCGCCUGUACCAGGUGGAAUAUGCGAUGGAAGCCAUUGGACAUGCGGGCACUUGCCUGGGAAUUCUGGCAAACGAUGGAGUCCUGCUGGCAGCAGAGAGACGCAACAUCCACAAGCUGCUCGAUGAAGUGUUUUUCUCAGAGAAAAUAUACAAACUUAAUGAGGACAUGGCUUGCAGCGUUGCAGGAAUUACUUCAGAUGCCAAUGUUCUCACCAACGAGCUGCGGCUGAUUGCUCAGAGGUAUUUGUUACAAUAUCAAGAGCCCAUUCCUUGUGAGCAACUAGUAACAGCACUGUGUGAUAUCAAGCAGGCUUACACACAGUUUGGAGGUAACGAACCUUCUUUCCAACAGGAAACGUCCUUUUGUGUGUCAUUGCUCUAUAUUGGCUGGGAUAAGCAUUAUGGAUUUCAGCUGUAUCAAAGUGAUCCUAGUUGGAAAGUUGGAGGCUGGACUACGUGCAUUGGGAAUAACAGUGCCGCAGCUGUGUCAAUGCUAAAGCAGGACUACAAAGAAGGAGAAAUGACCCUAAAGACUGCACUGGCAGUGGCCAUCAAGGUCCUGAACAAAACCAUGGAUGUUAGCAAGCUCUCUGCAGAGAAAGUUGAAAUUGCAACACUGACAAGAGAGAACGGAAAGACAGUGAUAAGGGUUCUGAAGCAAAAGGAGGUGGAACAAUUGAUUAAACAACAUGAGGAGGAGGAAGCGAAAGCUGAACGUGAAAAGAAGGAAAAGGAACAAAAAGAGAAGGAUAAUAGAGUAUGAAAUCAAGUGUUCUCUAGAUAUAAAGGACCUGCUUCAGUAAAAGAUAAGCUGGAUUUCUUGUCUGGUAGAAUGCCUACAACUACGCCAUGGAGGACCAGGAAUUACUUUUGAUGAACCAGGUCCUUAAUCAUCAUUUAGAUAAUUAGUUUACUGCUCCUUACAUUGACCAAUAAUUGCUUUAAUUCUUGAACACACUAUUUCUUUCAUCUUCUAUUUUUAUUAUGGAUAAAAUUUAAGAAGAAUAGC
Messenger RNA from Chiroxiphia lanceolata (lance-tailed manakin), 1141 nucleotides. It is a transcript of the gene PSMA4, whose product is annotated as proteasome 20S subunit alpha 4. The record is from RefSeq and is a predicted model, not a curated record. Gene Ontology annotation, cellular component: proteasome core complex; proteasome core complex, alpha-subunit complex; cytosol. NCBI's taxonomy places the organism in Eukaryota, Metazoa, Chordata, Aves, Passeriformes, Pipridae. Gene Ontology annotation, biological process: ubiquitin-dependent protein catabolic process.